Messenger RNA from Enterobius vermicularis (human pinworm), 324 nucleotides. NCBI's taxonomy places the organism in Eukaryota, Metazoa, Nematoda, Chromadorea, Rhabditida, Oxyuridae. The record is from the annotation of a GenBank genome assembly.
AUGGCAGAAAUGCUGUCGCGACAGCACGCGAAACGCACAUGCGCUAGAAGGAUGACUCCGUCCACGAGUGCGAGGCUGUACCGGAGCGGCGUAAAGAUGACAAUCCGCACGAAGGAAGUAGACGAGGAUGACAACAUUUGGCUCCACGGCUACAUGGACGAUGACCACGAUAUCGCUAAUGCUAACCGCAAAGAUAUGCUGGAUCGCCUUAUGGGCUUAACGCAGAUAGAGAUGGAAAUGGAGGUGGAAGAUUUAUCUGCACCGGGCAGAAAACUAUUGGAGGAGGAAGUGGUGUUGGAGAUUAGCGGAGAUCCCAAACCUUAA